Messenger RNA from Saccharomyces mikatae IFO 1815, 762 nucleotides. It is a transcript of the gene NYV1, whose product is annotated as Nyv1p. Gene Ontology annotation, biological process: vesicle-mediated transport. The record is from RefSeq and is a predicted model, not a curated record. Bases 1 to 762 code for a protein of 253 amino acids. The transcript is spliced from 2 exons. Lineage: Eukaryota; Fungi; Ascomycota; Saccharomycetes; Saccharomycetales; Saccharomycetaceae. Gene Ontology annotation, cellular component: membrane.
AUGAAACGCUUUAAUGUAAGUUACGUGGAAGUGAUCAAAAAUGGUGAAACAAUCUCCAGUUGUUUCCAGCCGUUCCAGAAAAAUGAAAACUAUGGUACCAUAACCUCAGCGAACGAACAGAUAACACCAGUUAUCUUUCAUAAUUUAAUCAUGGAUAUGGUAUUGCCGAAAGUGAUUCCGAUCAAGGGCAACAAAGUCACGAAGAUGUCAAUGAAUCUCAUUGACGGUUUCGAUUGCUUCUACUCUACGGAUGACCAUAACCCCAAGACUGUGUACGUUUGUUUCACGUUGGUAGAUAUACCCAAAAUCUUGCCCAUUAGAAUACUAAGUGGGCUACAGGAUUAUGAUUCCAACGCCACAAACGAACUUUUAAGUUCUCAUGUAGGUCAAAUACUAGACUCAUUCCAUGAAGAGCUAGUAAAAUACCGCAAUCAAACUUUAAACAGUUCUGGGAAUGCUCAGUCUAGUAAAGGAAGCGGUCCAAAUACUAUUAGUGACAUCGGGGAUGCCACCGAAGAUCAAAUAAAAGACGUCAUUCAGAUAAUGAACGAUAAUAUUGAUAAGUUUUUAGAGAGGCAAGAAAGAGUUUCUCUACUGGUGGAUAAAACCUCCCAACUAAAUAGCAACAGUAAUAAAUUUAGACGUAAAGCAGUCAACAUAAAAGAAAUAAUGUGGUGGCAAAAAGUUAAAAAUAUUACACUAUUGACUUUUACAAUUAUAUUGUUUGUUAGUGCCGCUUUCAUGUUCUUCUAUCUGUGGUGA